Naegleria gruberi is the source of this 1425-nucleotide messenger RNA. RefSeq names its product mitochondrial elongation factor Tu. NCBI's taxonomy places the organism in Eukaryota, Heterolobosea, Eutetramitea, Acrasida, Naegleriidae. Gene Ontology annotation, cellular component: mitochondrion. Gene Ontology annotation, molecular function: GTP binding; translation elongation factor activity; GTPase activity. The record is from RefSeq and is a predicted model, not a curated record. The transcript has a single exon. The coding region runs from base 28 to 1371 and encodes 447 amino acids. Gene Ontology annotation, biological process: mitochondrial translational elongation.
AAAAAAAUAUUUCUUCUUGCUCCAACCAUGUUCUCUUCAUCUAGAAACAUUAUCAAACAACAACUCAAGACCAAUGUCUUGGUGAGUGGUUCUAAAAUGAUGAACACUAACCAAGUUAGAUUUGCUGCUAAGGAAAAGUUCGACAGAAGCAAGCCACACAUCAACAUUGGUACUAUCGGUCACGUUGACCACGGUAAAACCACACUCACUGCUGCUAUUACUAAAUAUUUGAAUGAAUUGGAUCCAAAGGCUAACAGCUUUUUGGCCUACGAUCAAAUUGAUAAAGCUCCAGAAGAAAAACAAAGAGGUAUUACCAUUUCUACUUCACACAUUGAAUAUGCUACCGCUACUAGACAUUAUGCCCACAUUGACUGUCCUGGACACGCUGACUACAUUAAAAACAUGAUUACUGGUGCUGCUCAAAUGGACGGUUCCAUCCUUGUCAUUUCCGCUGACGAUGGUCCUAUGCUCCAAACUAGAGAACAUUUGUUGUUGUGUAAACAAGUCGGUAUCAAGCAUAUUGUCGUCUUUUUGAACAAGGUCGACUUGGUUCCUGAUGCUGAAAUGAUUGAAAUGGUUGAAGAAGAAAUUAGAGAUACUGUUAAACAAUACGGAUUUGAUGGUGAUAACAUUAGUAUUAUCAGAGGUUCUGCAUUGAAGGGUUUGGAAGGAGACAGCUCUGAAAUCGGUACUCAAGCAAUUCAAAAGUUGAUGGAUGCUGUUGAUAAGGAUAUUCCAGAACCAGAAAGAGAUAUUAACAAGCCAUUCUUGAUGCCUGUUGAAGGUGUUUUCACUAUCUCAGGUAGAGGUACUGUUGCCACUGGUAAGGUCGAUCAAGGUCAACUCAAAUUAGGUGCUGAAGUUGAAGUUGUUGGUUUUGCUCCAACUGCUCUCAAGUCAUCUGUUACUGGUAUUGAAAUGUUCCACAAGUUGGUUGAUAGAGGUCAAGCUGGUGACAAUUUGGGUAUCUUGUUGAGAGGUAUUGAUAAGAAGCAAAUUAAGAGAGGUCAAGUUAUCUGUAAGCCUGGUUUGUUGAAGCCACGUCAAAAGUUCGAUGCUGACAUUUACGUUUUGACUGCUGAAGAAGGUGGUAGACGUACUGCUUUCGUUGAUGGUUUCUCACCACAAUUCUUCUUCAGAACUGCCGACGUUACUGGUAAGAUGAAGAUCUACCCAGAAGAAGGUAAGGAUAUCGCUGAAGGUGAAAAGUGUAUGGCUAUGCCAGGUGACAAGAAGAAGAUCAACGUUUCUUUGAUUAACCACGUUGCUAUUAUUGAAGGUUUGAGCUUUGCUGUCAGAGAAGGCGGUCUCACCAUUGGUGCCGGUAUCGUCACUAAGGUCUAUGAAGAUCAACAACCAAACAAGAAGUAAAUAAAUAAUUAAAAAAUUUAAUAAAUAUUAAGGCUAACUGUUAAAAAUUCUAAA